GAUUACAAAGAAGGCGGAAAGAAUGUCAAGGCCUACUUCCUCAAGUCAGAUCACAGUCUGCAAAUGCAGGUGGAGAGGUUUUGGAAGCUUGAUGACCCCACCCAAAAGGACAGCCUAUCAAUCAACGACCAGAAGGUGAUUAAGCAGUGGGAGAAUUCAGUCUCUAAAGAUGGCUCACACUACAUCUUAGACAUACCUUUUAAGAACGAAGCUGUGGCGCUACCAAACAAUGUCAACUUAGCAGCACACAGACUGCAACUCCUGGAACGUAGACUGACAAAAAAUGCAGACUUGCAAAUGAAGUAUGUAGAGGCAAUGAAGUCAACCAUCAACAAUGGCUAUGCGGAAGCAGUCCCUGCUUCGUUUCCUGACCGCAAUGAUGGCAAGGUAUGGUACCUCCCGCAUCAUCCAGUGAUUCAUCCUCGCAAGCCAGAAAAGGUACGGGUCGUCUUUGACUGUGCAGCUAAGUACGAUGGAGUAUCGCUCAAUGAUGUUGUUCAUCAAGGACCAGACUUAACAAACAAGUUAAUAACUGUGUUAAUUCGAUUCAGACAAGGUCCUAUUGCUAUGAUGGCAGAUAUCGAAGGCAUGUUUAACCAGAUUUAUGUAACACCAGACCACAGAGACAUUCUGCGAUUCCUGUGGUGGAAAGACCAUGAUCAAAGGAAUGAGGUAGUUACCUACCGUAUGACAUCUCACCUCUUUGGCGGAGUGUGGUCUCCAAGUGCAGCAAGUUUUGCCUUAAGAAAAUGUGCAUCUGACCAUGCACAUCUGUAUGAUGCAGACACCAUCUCCACUGUUGAAAGAAACUUCUACGUGGAUGAUUGUCUGAAAUCUUCUGACUCACCUCAACAAGCCAUCCAUCUAGCAGCGCAGCUGACCAACCUACUCAAGCAAGGAGGCUUUCACUUGACCAAAUGGACAAGCAAUUCUGCAGAGGUCCUGAAGUCCAUCCCAGAGCAGGAACAUGCAAAGCGCUCACCGUCAUUGGACCUGGAUCAAGAUCCACCAAUGGAGAGAGCUCUGGGUGUGUUAUGGGACAUAAAAAAUGAUUGCCUCACAUUCAGUGUGAAUGUUAAGGGCAAACCCAGCACCAAAAGAGGCAUGUUAAGCACAAUAAGCUCGGUCUAUGACCCCCUGGGUUUAGCUGGCCCAUUCAUUUUACGAGGAAAGGCACUAUUCCAGUCACUGUGUCGCAUGAAGCUAGGCUGGGACGAAACCAUUCCAAGUAAGAUUGCUGAGCAAUGGGGCCGGUGGUUGGAUGACCUGCCAAGACUUUGCAAGCUACAAAUUCCUCGAUGCCUCAGACCAACAGUCUAUACUGUACCUUCAGUCACCAUGCAGCUCCAUCACUUCAGCGAUGCGUCUGAGUUGGGAUACGGUGCCGUCUCCUAUCUCAGGCUCGUUUGCCAUAAUAACAUAUACUGUAACAUCAUCAUGUCCAGGAACAGGCUGGCUCCAGUCAAAACAACCACUAUCCCAAGACUAGAACUGGCGGCGGCGGUGGUAGCAGUGCAGCUUGACCUGAAAAUCCACCAAAGCUUUGAGCUACCCCUACUGGACUCCGUCUUCUGGACUGAUAGCACCAUUGUGCUGCAUUACAUCAGAAAUGAAGAUAAAAGAUAUCAAACCUUUGUCGCAAAUAGAAUCUCACAGAUCCGUGAAGUUUCAGCAGCCUCGCAAUGGAAGUACGUCUGCACAGAGCACAACCCUGCGGAUGAUGUUUCUAGAGGAUUUUCAGCUGAAGAACUUGCAAGCAAUGAGCGCUGGCACAAAGGUCCUGCUUUCCUUUGGCAGAGAGAAGAGUUUUGGCCUCUCCAGCCGGAACUAGGUGGCUUACCUUCAGAAGCUGAGGUAAAGAAAUCAAGUCAGACAUAUACAAUCUCAUCUAAAGUCACCACUCAUUCAGCAGUUGAUUGUUUCUUCCACAAGUAUUCCUCCUGGUACAAACUCAAGCGAGCUAUUGCAUUGAUCUUACGGGCAAAAGACAUUCUUUUGAAGAAGAUGAAAACUAAACUAUGUGCACCUGUAACGCUUAAUGAUCUGAAGCGGGCGGAGAUUUCCAUCAUUGACUAUGUUCAACGCUCCCAGAUCACCAAGCCACUGAGGGUUAAUAACUUGAGGAAGUUAGCACCAGUACGCCUCAGUGAUGGACUACUUCGAGUUGGAGGCAGACUCACCAAUGCUCCAAUACCUGAAGCAGCAAAACACCCAGUGAUCUUGCCACAGAAGCAUCAUGUCAGUGAACUCAUCAUAUGGCACUUCCACAAACUCACAGGUCAUUCAGGUGCUGAGAGGGUCCUCUCUGAGAUUAGGCAAUCCUUCUGGAUUGUCAGAGGACGCAUCACAGUGAAACGAGUCCUAGCACGGUGCAUACCAUGCAAAAGGCACAGAGCUCCAAUCAGUACGCAGUACAUGGCCGACCUACCAGCCGAUCGUGUGACUCCAAGUCAACCACCUUUCACCAGUGUUGGAGUCGAUUACUUCGGUCCCAUUAACAUCAGAAGGGGACGCGGUGAGGUGAAGAGGUAUGGUUGCCUGUUCACUUGCCUAACAACCAGAGCCAUUCAUUUGGAGGUAGCGCACAGUUUGGACACAGAUUCCUUUAUAAAUGCUCUUCAGCGUUUCAUGGCUCGUCGGGGAACACCUCAAUUGAUGCGCUCGGACAACGGAUCAAAUUUCGUUGGUGCCCGCAGUGAACUACAGAAAGCGCUGGAUGAAUGGAAUCAACAAAAGAUUGAAGAACAUCUGCUCCAAAGAGAAACACAAUGGAAGUUCAACCCCCCAGCAGCCUCACACAUGGGAGGUGUAUGGGAGAGGCAAAUCCGAACAGUGCGUUCAAUCCUCAUGGGCCUUACAGGACAACAGACUCUGGAUGAUGAAGGAUUAAUGACACUCUUCUGCAUCAUUGAAAAAAUUGUCAAUGGACGACCACUAACAAAGCUGUCAGAGGACCCAAGAGAUGGUCAGCCUCUGACUCCUAACGAUUUGCUUCUGUUAAGACCUGAGUGUUCUCUACCCCCUGGUCACUUUGUGAAGCAGGAUCUGUACCGUCGACGCUGGCGCCAGGUCCAGUACUUGGCGGACAUUUUCUGGACUCGAUGGACAAAGGAGUAUUUGCCUAGUCUACAGCAGAGGCAGAAGUGGACCCACCAUUCCAGAAAUUAUCAAGUAGGUGAUAUUGUACUAGUUCUGCAUGAAUCAACACCUCACAGUCAGUGGCCCCUUGGAUUGGUCAUUGAUGUCAAUGUUGGAGCUGAUGGACUGGUACGUUCAGUACAAGUAAAGACACAAACAGGUAUUUAUACUCGCCCCAUCCACAAACUAUGUUUGCUGGAAGGGAAUAUGGACAAGUAA
Archocentrus centrarchus (flier cichlid) is the source of this 3357-nucleotide messenger RNA. RefSeq lists its product as uncharacterized. The record is from RefSeq and is a predicted model, not a curated record. Lineage: Eukaryota; Metazoa; Chordata; Actinopteri; Cichliformes; Cichlidae. The coding region runs from base 64 to 3357 and encodes 1097 amino acids. Gene Ontology annotation, biological process: DNA integration. Gene Ontology annotation, molecular function: nucleic acid binding. The transcript has a single exon.